AUGCUUCGAACAAAGCCACAGCUUCUGAAUCUUCGGAUUUCGAAUCAUAUCAUUCGACAUCGAUCUCGCAGCAUUGCAACAAGCCAUCAUGUCAAGUUUAAACGACCUUGGGUUAAAAACUUUGUCACAACAUGCAUCCUAUAUGGAGCUGCAUUCCAGCUUUGGGGUUUGUUUGUCUUUGGGCAGUUUGACGAGACACUUGAGAAAAUUGAAGAACCCCCGAAUGCUACAUCAAACCAGAAAGUUGCAGAGGAUCAAAGGGGCUCCUAUGGGUCUUUGUCUUCUACAAAUGACUUGACUGCUACGGAAUCUUUCUUCUUUCCAAUGGGCUGGCCACAUCUACGCGACGGUGAUUUCUACGGGGCAUUAGACCCAGAGUGGCGUGAGUUCAUGAAAAUAUCGCGAGAUGGCGAAAGGCUUCAAACUCUCAGAGUUCUGAGAGAGGCAGCUGGAUCUGUUGUCCUUUCACGGCUUCUUGGGGGACCAUUGCUGGUCACCGGGUCCUGGCUUAUACAACACUUCCCCUCUCGUGCUCCACCUGAAUAUACACUCUCCGGGUUUGUAAAUGGUAUGUUCCUGUUUGUUGUUCUCUUUUGCUCACAUACUGCUAGAUUGGAACUCGGAGACACCGGAAUUUCCUGGACUACCAGAUCAAUCUCUUCAGAAGCUGGUGAUCGCAUCCGAAGAUGCAUGCAACCACUUUUGGUUGCACGUGCUAUAUGGGACACCUAUCUCAUUCUGAUCAGGAGACGAUUAUUUAGUGCGAAGUCUUAUGACUCUGAUCAGAAUCCAUCCGCGAAGUCAUUAGCUGAGAAGAACCUGAAGAUGCCCGGUUCUGACGGUUUCACUCAACUAUUGAAACCUCAGCCACGGCCGUCAUUAUCUCCUGAAUACCACGAGAGCAUACCACAAAAAAGCAACCCCUGGCUUCGCCCCCCGUCAAUAUUAACUUCUCUUCAAUGGUUACCACAGCUGAAGUGUGAUUCGAAUUCAGAUUUGUACGUGGCCUCUUUAGCAUUCAAAUGGCGUCUAAAUGACUAUUAUGCUCGAGAGCUGCGCACUCCCCGCCGUGGUGCGUUCUACUUUGUUGGUCCCGUUGGACUGAAGGGUCCCAAUGGCUUUUGCAGGGUCGAGGUUCGUGGUGAGUACGACCCAUCAGCAUCUCGCUGGACGAAUGUGUCGAUGCAGCUCAAGGACUUGAAUCUUUACAAUCAAAAACCGCUUGGUGGUCGAUGUCAAUAG
This is a messenger RNA of Aspergillus clavatus NRRL 1, 1242 nucleotides long. RefSeq lists its product as uncharacterized. The record is from RefSeq and is a predicted model, not a curated record. Lineage: Eukaryota; Fungi; Ascomycota; Eurotiomycetes; Eurotiales; Aspergillaceae. The coding region runs from base 1 to 1242 and encodes 413 amino acids. The transcript is spliced from 3 exons.